Molecule: messenger RNA, 3437 nt
Organism: Syzygium oleosum
Lineage: Eukaryota; Viridiplantae; Streptophyta; Magnoliopsida; Myrtales; Myrtaceae
Product: protein-tyrosine-phosphatase MKP1
Exons: 3
Coding region: 593-3205 (870 amino acids)
Biological process (GO): protein dephosphorylation
Molecular function (GO): protein tyrosine/serine/threonine phosphatase activity
Source: RefSeq, a predicted model, not a curated record
UUUUCCCUCUCUUUCCCAGUCCCUCCCUCUCUCUCUCACACACACACUCUUCACAUCUCAGUAGCCCCAGCGCCUCGCUCGCUCCCCCCCUCUCCCUUCAGAAAUCGACGAAACCCUAACUCCUCCCGAUCUCCCCCUCCCCUACCCCCACCCCUUCAGCCGCCGCCGUCCUCCUCCCGCUCCCCACGGCGGCUCGCCGCGAAGUCCCGCCCUCCGGAUUCGCAGUCCAUCCUCCCCCCCUCCCCGAAUCCCGGGGCCCUCCUGAUUCGCCUCCCCUCCCCUCCCCCCCCCCCCCCCCCCUCCGUUGCGGCCGAAAUCGGGGGCUAGGGCUACGCGCAUCGCUGGUCGUGCAUUGAGUCUUCCCCGCUCCCCCGCUCGAUUCUGGGGCUUUUUCGCGGGCGUUCGACGAUUCGGCGUUGCCGCCGCCGCCGAUCUGAUAUGGGGUUCCGAGCUGUCGGAUUCGCCGCCGACGCCGCCAUGUUCGCUUGACUGCAGGAACGGAUUAGCGGGGUUUCGAUUUGUUUUCUUUUUUCUUUUUUUUUGUUUGUUUGGGGGUUUUGCGCGAACCCUAGGUUAGGAAUCUGAGUCGAGCAUGGUGGGUAAGGAGGAGCCCACCUUCAAUCCCCUAGCUCCGUGCCACGUAUCUGCCGCCGCCGCCCGCAAGACCUUCUGGCGCUCCGCGUCCUGGUCGUCCUCUCGGACCGCGCAGCAGAGCCCCGGCGAGGAAGGCAACAAUUGCCCGGAUUCGAACGGGAACGGGAAUGGGUCGGAUAAUUUCGCGCAGAGCCGCCGUUUCCCUGCCCCCUUGACCCCGCGGUCCCAGCAUAAUAGCAAGGCGAGGUCGUGCUUGCCGCCGCUGCAGCCUCUGUCGAUCACCCGGCGGAGCUUGGACGAGUGGCCGAAGGCGGGGUCCGACGAUGUGGGCGAGUGGCCGCAGCCGCCCACGCCCAGCGGGAACAGAUGCGGGGAGAGGUUGAAGCUCGAUAUGUCUGCGAUUCAGCGGAACCCCGAUAAGAACGGCGGGUUAGUGAAGAGGGAGAAGAUAGCAUUCUUUGAUAAAGAGUGUUCUAAGGUAGCUGAACAUAUAUAUCUUGGUGGGGAUGCGGUGGCUAAAGAUAGGGAUAUACUGAAGAGGAAUGGGAUCACGCAUGUUCUGAACUGCGUGGGCUUCGUUUGCCCCGAGUAUUUCAAAGCGAAUUUUGUUUAUAGAACUUUGUGGUUGCAGGAUAGUCCGUCGGAAGAUAUUACUAGCAUCCUCUAUGACGUCUUUGAUUAUUUUGAGGAUGUUAGGGAAGAACACGGGAGGGUUUUUGUGCACUGUUGUCAAGGGGUCUCCAGGUCAACAUCUCUGGUGAUAGCAUAUCGUAUGUGGAGAGAGGGGCAGAGUUUUGAUGAUGCAUUUCAGUUUGUGAAGGCUGCGAGAGGGAUAGCUGAUCCUAACAUGGGUUUUGCUUGUCAGUUGUUGCAGUGUCAAAAGAGAGUCCAUGCUUUUCCUUUGAGUCCAAGCUCUUUGCUCAGGAUGUACAGAAUUGCGCCACAUUCGUCCUAUGAUCCCUUGCAUCUGGUUCCUAAAAUGUUGACCGAUCCUUCUCCUGCGGCACUAGAUUCCAGAGGAGCUUUCAUUGUACAGGUACCUUCGUCAAUUUACGUGUGGAUCGGAAGGGAAUGUGAAAGCAUAAUGGAAAGGGAUGCGAGGGGGGCUGUUUGUCAGAUUAUGAGGUAUGAGAGAGUUCAUGGUCCGGUGGUUAUGAUCCGGGAAGGAGAAGAGCCGUCAUACUUCUGGGAUGCUUUCUCUAACCUCUUACCCUUGAUGGAUAAAUCUGGCAAUGGAGUGUCUGAUAAGGAAUUCAUUGCCAGGAAAACUUCCUCAGGACGGAGAAAGGUAGAUUUGUAUGAUGUAGAUUUUGAAAUUUUCAAGAAAGCAAUAAAGGGGGGAGUUGUGCCUCCCUUUGCAUCAUCUGAAAAUGAGCAUGAAACCCAUCUUCCUGCUAGGGAAAGCAAUUGGAGUGUGUUGAGACGCAAAUUUGCCCCAAGUAAUAUGAAGGAUUUCGUGUCAGCUCCUAAGAUUACGCUGUCCAGAGUUUUCUCUGACUCUAUGAUGGUUGUACAUUCUCCAGUGAACUGUUCACCCGCAUCAUCGACUUCGUCGUCGUCAUCAUCGUCAUCUCCUCCUUAUCUUUCUCCAGAUUCCCUCUCUUCUGAUUCAAGCACCAGCUCGACGUACUUUUCCGAAUCAUCUCAAGAUUCACCCUCAACGGCUUCCUGUUCGCUUCCCGUAUCAUCAACUUUGUCUAACUUCUCUAAUUUGUCUCUCCAUCGUCCAAUAACAAUUUCUCAGCCUAUGUCACAGAAUCAGGAUUAUAUUGACAUCAAUUUUCCUUCGAGGCCACACCCUCAGUCGGUCUCUUCACCAGUUAAGAAAGUCUCACCCUCGCUUGCUGAACGCAGAGGUAGCGCAUCUAGGACUCUAAAGCUACCAGUUGGGAAAGAUAAAGUAACACAGGUUCCAUCCAUUGCUGUUCCCCCACAAGAAAAUGGGGUCUGGGCAAAUGGCAAUACUUGUUCAUCACUUGAACCAGGUCAUGACAGAGAAAAUGUUGUAGAAACAGGGGAUAGUAUGAAAACCAGGGAGAGAUAUCUGGCUCCGAUAAACAAGUUUCAGAAGCCUUGUCCUGUUGCUAGUGAUCUAUUGUCUUCCAACAAAGUUGCUGGCAUCCGAGCACAGAGUUGUUUAGGAAGAAGUGGAGAAUUAGAAGAAGUUGGUGUUCCUUCCAUUUCAAGGGAAAUUGAUCAAAGUGACUUAGAAUGUAAUGGAAAAGUGCGACCCCUCAUAUGUUGUUGGCCUAGUUUAGAAGAAGUUGCGGCUUUUGGUAGGAGUGAUCUGAAUUCAGGAGCUGUUUUUGCUAUUUAUUGUCCAGCUACAUUUUUUAAACAGUCAAAGGAGGGGAUUCUGUACUUUUGGCUAGGAAGGUCCUUUGAUUGCAAUGAAAGCAAAAUUCCAGUAAAACGAAGCAGAGAUCUAGGUGAUGUAGAGAAGAUUGACUGGAACCAAGUUGCACAUGAUUUUCUUUUAGAGAAAGGCCUUCCGAAGGAAACCAAAAUUGAGAUUCUUAUAGAAGAUCAAGAACCUGAGGAAUUCCUUGCAAUUAUGAGAUUGGUCAGGAACAGUGAACUUCAGAAGGGACCAAGUAAUCAAGUAGCUUAGCAACCAAAUCAGCGUCUUCCUUCAAGUGGCUUUAUUUUCUAUGUCAACCUGCACAGCAGCCUGCUCUUACAGUAGUCUUAGAGGAGCGUUGGUCUUUGUUCUUCAAGGCAUUCUCCUUGCUGUACAUUGCGGUGACAGUGUUGGCUAUCAAAACUUCUCGCUGGAGAAGGAACUGACCUGGAUCUUGUAUAUUCAUUACUUUCAGGAAUAGAUACGGAUGUUUCUGUGCAAA